Girardinichthys multiradiatus is the source of this 851-nucleotide messenger RNA. It is a transcript of the gene ppiaa, whose product is annotated as peptidylprolyl isomerase Aa (cyclophilin A). NCBI's taxonomy places the organism in Eukaryota, Metazoa, Chordata, Actinopteri, Cyprinodontiformes, Goodeidae. Gene Ontology annotation, biological process: protein peptidyl-prolyl isomerization; protein folding. The transcript is spliced from 4 exons. Gene Ontology annotation, molecular function: peptidyl-prolyl cis-trans isomerase activity. Gene Ontology annotation, cellular component: intracellular membrane-bounded organelle. The record is from RefSeq and is a predicted model, not a curated record. Bases 93 to 587 code for a protein of 164 amino acids.
UUCUGCCAUCUUUUUCGGUUCCUUAAGGCCUGCUGCGACUUUUCGCCGGAAAACUCGCUGUUCCAGCAGCUCUACAUUAUCCCGCAGACAACAUGGCCAAUCCUAGAGUGUUCUUUGAUGUCACUGCUAACGGUGCUUCUAUGGGCCGCAUCGUCAUGGAGCUUCAUGCCGACGUUGUUCCCAAGACUGCUGAAAACUUCCGGGCUUUGUGCACUGGUGAGAAGGGUUUCGGCUACAAGGGCAGCUCCUUCCACCGGGUCAUUCCGGGCUUCAUGUGCCAGGGCGGUGACUUCACCAACCACAACGGAACCGGUGGAAAGUCCAUCUACGGCAACAAGUUUGCUGACGAAAACUUCAACUUGAAACACACCGGACCUGGCAUCCUGUCCAUGGCUAAUGCUGGACCUAACACCAACGGAUCCCAGUUCUUCAUCUGCACAGAGAAGACCACAUGGCUGGAUGGGAAGCAUGUUGUCUUCGGCAGCGUGGUGGAGGGGCUGGAUGUGGUGAAGAAAUUGGAGAAGCACGGCUCCUCUGGAGGAAAAACCUCAGCCAAGCUCGUCAUCGCUGACUGCGGGCAGCUCUGAGCUCCACAGGAACCAACACAACUACCAACCCCCUGCUGAUCCUGUAGUCUGGUCUGCGUUGGGCUCCACCCCUCCAUAAAUAACAUUCCUGUUGGUGGAGAUUCAGCCAAUCCUUCCCCUCUGUUGUGUUCAGCCGAAUCAAUGUUGCUGCAUCUGUGACUUUGCCUUAUGAAGUUUCUUUUGCAUUAACGUUUUUCCACAGAAUCCUGACGGUUUUUUGUUAAAUCAAAUAAAUAAGGAAAUAAAAGCUGGCUUGAUAAUUAA